This is a messenger RNA of Trichomonas vaginalis G3, 624 nucleotides long. RefSeq lists its product as uncharacterized. The transcript has a single exon. The record is from RefSeq and is a predicted model, not a curated record. The coding region runs from base 1 to 624 and encodes 207 amino acids. Lineage: Eukaryota; Parabasalia; Trichomonadida; Trichomonadidae.
AUGGCGAAACAUUCACAAAAGGCACUUAUAACGGUAUUGAAGUCUUACGUAGAGACAAGGAUGGUUACAUUAAUGCAACAAAUAUGUGUCAGCAGUUUAGGAAAGACUUUAGAAAGUUGUUGGAAAAUAAGUCCUGGGAAGAGUAUUAUAAGGCAUUUUGUGAAGAAUAUAGCAACCGCCGGAAUUCAGACGGUUGUUUUUUUAUACAAAAUUCAUGCAGGAAUUCCUGAUGAAAUCAAACAGGUUAGAGGAACGUAUGUAGACCCAAGACUUAUAAACUAUAUAGCAAUGUGGGCUUCUCCAAAAUAUUGCAUAGCAGUUGGAAAAAUUAUGGACUCCAUAGACAAGAAAGUUCAUGAGAAAUUAGAUGAAGAAGAACUUGAAGAUACAGUAGAGAAUGCUAAACCUUUGUUCGAACAAGAAGUUAGAAAAAUGUGUGAAAAACAAUUAGAACAUGAACGUGAGAUAUAUUAUGGUUAUAGAGAUUCUCCAUACGAACUAGACCAAUGGGAACAAGAAGAUUUAAAGAGAGAAUUUAGAGAAUAUGAACUCGCUAAGAUAGCAUUAGAAGCUGCAGAAAAGAAGUUAAAAGCUUGGGGGUCGUUUUGUACAAAAAUAUUGUGA